Molecule: messenger RNA, 699 nt
Organism: Emiliania huxleyi CCMP1516
Lineage: Eukaryota; Haptophyta; Isochrysidales; Noelaerhabdaceae
Exons: 1
Coding region: 1-699 (232 amino acids)
Source: RefSeq, a predicted model, not a curated record
AUGGGCCGCCACGCCAAGUCCCGCUCGCUCGCGAGCCGCAAGCGCGAGAAGAACAUGAGCGGCGCGCUGCUCGAGAAUGCGUACCGCGUUGAUACCAAGGACGUCGUUCCCUUCAAGGCGUCGUGGGACACGCAGGUGCCGCGCAAGAUGCGGCAGAUGAUGCACGCGGUGCAGCUCGUGCAGCAGGGCGCGUCGGCCGAGCGGCGGCCGCGCCACAUCGAGGACACGGGCGAGCGGAGGCCGUCCAAGAAGCAAAGGCAGCAGGCGCAGCAGCAGGCGCAGGCGCAGCAGGCGGAGGCGGGGGCGGCGAGCGGCAGUGAGCGAGGCGGCGCGCAGCACGGCCCCGCGCCGAAGCCUCCCGCCAAGAAGAAGAGGCGGCGCCAAGAAGAGGAGGGCGGCGGCGAGGCGGCAAACGAGAGAGGGCCGCCGCAGGAGCCGCACGCGCCCGUCAAGCCGCGGAAGCCGAAGGCGGAGGUCGCGGCGAGGCUCCCUCGCUUCGGCGAGACCAACGCCGCGCCGCCCGAGCUCCAGAUCAAGGGCGUGCUCGCGCGCAAGUCGCCCCACAAGACUGCGGCCGCCGACGCGCUCGCUCGGCAGCGCGAGGCGGUGCUCGAGAGCUACCGUGCGGCGAAGCAGCGGCGCGGCGGAGGCGACGGCGGCUUCGACGCGGCGGUGGGUGCGGCGCGGAUCGCGGGGUAG